Messenger RNA from Exophiala viscosa, 2418 nucleotides. RefSeq names its product auxin efflux carrier. The record is from RefSeq and is a predicted model, not a curated record. Gene Ontology annotation, cellular component: membrane; endoplasmic reticulum. The transcript has a single exon. The coding region runs from base 414 to 2216 and encodes 600 amino acids. Lineage: Eukaryota; Fungi; Ascomycota; Eurotiomycetes; Chaetothyriales; Herpotrichiellaceae. Gene Ontology annotation, biological process: transmembrane transport.
UCGUCGUAAGUUCGUAACCACAGCGCAGUUUUUGAGGUUGGGCCAAGUGCAGGUUGGAGCCAGCCACAGCAUUAUCCAUUCUUUCUCUUCACUCUUCAUAUCAUUCCAUGCCAGCUGGUCAUCCCUGCGGUAACGAUAAUAACACACCCGGCCGGCAGGACGAAUCCUGCUCCCUGGUCAGUCCAACAACCCAGUCGAUGACCUGCAUUUCCCUGCUUCCGCGACGAAAUCCACCAAUCCCACCCGUGGACGCGGCCUGCCAUUGACCGACCCAAGUCGAUAACGCCAUACUCCAACAACAUCUUGAUCUGGAGAACACGCAUUCAUCUUUACCUCUAUAAGGUACCUUUGACCACGCAGUUCCUCAGGGCGCGUUCUUUAUUCUUACACCGGGCCUUAAGCCAACCCUCAAAAUGCCUCUCUCCGACUACUUUACCAGUCCGACCUCUUUUCAAGGCCGACAAUUCCUCGGAGCCUUGGUCGCUCGUGACCAAACACCUAUUCUUGACAAUGCCAUCGAGAUCCUGAAGAGCAGCGCUCCCCGACAUUCCGGUCAUCCCAACUUCGGCCAUCUCACCCUCCUCGUUUUCGAAGCUGUUCUCGAGGUCGUGUGCGUUAGUCUGCCAGGCUAUAUUGUGGCAAGACAGGGAAUGUUCGAUGCAGAGUCACAAAAGUUUCUGGCCAACCUUAAUGUCAUGCUGUUUACGCCAUGUCUGAUCUUCCAGAAACUGGCUUCGCAGCUGACCGCCGAGAAGUUGGCUGACCUGGCUAUCAUUCCAGUUAUAUUCAUCGUACAGACAACAGUCGCCUACAUUGGGGCUCGGAUAAUCGCACGAUUCUGCGGGUUCAAAAAGAGACAGGAAAACUUCCUCAUUGCUAUGGGUGUAUUUGGCAACUCCAAUUCGCUACCUAUAUCCCUCGUAUUGGCACUGUCGAAGACGUUGAAGGGGCUGCAUUGGGACAAGGUGCCUCAUGAUAAUGAUGACGAGGUGGCGGCGCGAGGAAUCCUGUAUCUCCUCGUCUUCCAGCAGCUGGGACAAUUGCUGCGUUGGAGUUGGGGUUACAACGUAUUGCUGGCGCCACCGGAGGCAUACACUGUGGCCGAGGGCGGCACAAAACAGAUUGAUGAGGCGGAACGAGGGCGAGGCGAAUACCGAGACGAGGUGGAUUCAGAUCGCGAACAGACGAGACUUAUCAGCCCAGACUUUGAAGGAGAUAGAGACAGCAGCGAUGACUUUGAGGAGUAUGAGGAUGACCGGACUCAGGUAGGGACCGAGUCUCCAACGGCGUCCAAAUCUGACGGACACAAGACACCUCGCAACAAAGCAUCCGCAAAGUCCUCUAGAAACUCGUCGCAACGGAAUCUCAAUGGUUCGGCUGGCGCCCCGGAUCUUAUGCCUACGCCAACGAACGGAAUGGUGGCUCCACAUCAUAGCCCUGACUACCCAGCAUGGCUGAAAGCGCCAGAGAACCAAAAAUACGACGAAGACUGCGGUGGCAUCAAAGGAAAAGUGAACAAGGCGAGAAACAUCGCCAGAUACCACAUCUUCCAUGUCGGCCAUGUUAUCCGAUCGAAUUCGCAGGCUGCUUUCGCAAAACUUCCAGCACCGGUUCAGAAGGUUAUGACGGUGGUGUGGAACAGGAUCUAUCGAUUCUUCGCAGGCCUGUGGGAGUUCAUGAAUCCUCCCCUCUGGGCAAUGUUGAUUGCGAUCGUUGUGGCAUCAAUUCCGAGGUUACAGCAUCUCUUUUACGACAAUGGCACCUUUGUGCGCAAUUCUGUCACGCGAGCCAUUGACCAAAGUGGUGCUGUUGCAGUUCCGCUCAUCUUGGUUGUUCUGGGAGGCAAUCUUGCAAAGAACACCGUACCAAAAGAAACCGUGGGAGCCAUCGCUGAUCCGCAAGAGGAAAGAAAGCUCCUUUAUGCGUCGCUGAUUGCCCGUAUGGUGCUUCCCACGUUGAUAAUGGCGCCUAUACUUGCUGUGAUUGCCAAGUACGUACCAGUGAGCAUUGUGGAUGACAAGAUCUUUGUUAUUGUGGCUUUCUUGCUAGCUGGGGCACCUGUUGCGCUUCAGAUCGGGCAGAUCACCACUCAAAACAAUGUUUACCCUGGUCUGAUGAGCAGGAUCCUAUUCCAGAGCUACGUGGUCUGGAUCCUGCCCUCGACAUUGAUCUUGGUGCUGCUGGCAUUGGAGACGGUCGAAUGGGCAACGAUGUGAGCAGGUUGGAGUGUUUUACAGUAGAGUUUAAUGUGUACCAUAGCUGCUUGUUCCAGAAGGGCGUUUUAUCAAGAUGCUGGAACACUGAACAUAGGGAGUUGUCAAAAUCUGAGUGCAUCCGGCGUCUGGGUUCUCAGACGCAGAUGUCAACGGGCAGGGCAGCAUUAUUGGCGUAGGUUGUGAUUUGUCAUUUGGGUUUAGG